AUGGACGCCGAGGAAGCCCACUCCGACAAUCUGAAUCGACCCAGGUCGAGACCCAAUUCCGCCGCGGAUGCUGCUCCGGCCGGCGGUGGUGCAAGGUACAAGCUCAUGUCUCCGGCGAAGCUCCCGAUCUCGCGCUCGCAGUGCGUGACGAUUCCGCCGGGGCUCAGUCCCACGUCAUUUCUUGAGUCGCCAGUGCUGCUCUCCAACAUGAAGGUGGAACCUUCACCGACGACAGGGUCCCUUUCUAUGCUUCAUCAAACAGCUCAUGGUUCUUUGACUUCUGCUGUAUCUGCUUCAUUUCCUGUAACCACUGUAUGCUUCAAUACCACCACUGUUGAUGACCGAAAACCCAGCUUCUUUGAGUUUAAACCACAUUGUAGAUCAAAUAUGGUUCCUGCAGACCCUGACAACCAUGUAAGUGAAAAAUCUACUCAAAUAGAUGGUCAAGGAAAAGCUCAACCUUUUGAUUCAUCACCAUUAGUAAAAAAUGAGAUAGCAGUCCCUUCUAAUGAAUUAAGUCUAUCAUCACCUGUUCAAAUGGUUAACUCGGGAGCUAAUGCCCGGGUUGAAGGUGAUUUGGAUGAACUGAACCCUAGAAGCAACAUAUCGACUGGGCUUCAAGCAUCACAAGUUGACAAUAGAGGUAGUGGACUUGUUGCAGCUGAGAGAGUAUCUGAUGAUGGAUACAACUGGAGAAAGUAUGGGCAAAAACAUGUUAAAGGAAGUGAAUUUCCACGCAGUUAUUACAAAUGUACACAUCCUAACUGUGAAGUUAAGAAACUAUUUGAACGCUCUCAUGAGGGGCAAAUCACUGAGAUAAUUUACAAGGGAACACAUGAUCAUCCAAAACCUCAACCAAACCGCCGUUACUCAACUGGAACGAUCAUUACUAUGCAAGAAGAGAGAUCUGAUAAAGCUUCUUUGACUAGCCGAGAUGACAGAGGAUCCAAUAUAUGUGGCCAGAUGUCUCACCCAGCCGAGCCUGACAGUACUCCUGAGCUAUCACCUGUAGCAACAACUGAUGGUGAUCCAGAGGGUACAGGAUUUUUGUCAAACCGGAACAGUGAUGAGGUUGAUGACGAUGAUCCCUUCUCAAAGCGAAGAAAAAUGGAGCUUGCAAAUGCUGACAUUACUCCUGUAGUUAAGCCUAUCAGGGAGCCUCGGGUUGUUGUACAAACGCUGAGUGAGGUUGAUAUAUUGGAUGAUGGUUACCGCUGGCGCAAGUAUGGGCAGAAGGUGGUGAGAGGCAAUCCUAACCCUAGGAGUUAUUACAAAUGCACAAACACGGGUUGCCCCGUUAGAAAACAUGUGGAGAGGGCAUCUCAUGAUCCGAAAGCUGUGAUAACCACAUAUGAGGGGAAACACAAUCAUGAUGUACCAACUGCAAGGAAUAAUAGUUGCCAUGACAUUGCAGGACCAGCAAGUGCUGCUGGUGGACAGACAAGAAUUAGGCCGGAAGAAAGUGAUACCAUCAGCCUUGACCUUGGUAUGGGAAUUAGCCCUUCCGCGGAAAACACACCAAACAGUCAAGGGAGAAUGAUGAUUUCCGAAUUUGGGGACAGCCAAGCUCACACCAGCAAUCCCAAUUUCAAGUUUGUCCAUACUUCGACGGCGCCGGUGUACUUUCUAAAUAACAACUCUAACUCAUAUGGCUCUAGAGAAAAUCCAAGUGAUAGUACAUCUUUAAACCAUUCUGCUUAUCCCUGCCCUCAGAACAUGGGAAGAAUACUAAUGGGUCCAUAA
Sphenostylis stenocarpa is the source of this 1743-nucleotide messenger RNA. NCBI's taxonomy places the organism in Eukaryota, Viridiplantae, Streptophyta, Magnoliopsida, Fabales, Fabaceae. The record is from the annotation of a GenBank genome assembly.